Molecule: messenger RNA, 567 nt
Organism: Thrips palmi
Lineage: Eukaryota; Metazoa; Arthropoda; Insecta; Thysanoptera; Thripidae
Exons: 4
Coding region: 162-464 (100 amino acids)
Source: RefSeq, a predicted model, not a curated record
AAUAGUCUAGCGCGGCAAAACGGACAGUGGUUUGCGCGAGUUCUCUGCAACAGUCCGAGUUUCGUCUUCCACGCGCAAUCCGCGAGCCUUCUGCGCGGCGCCACAAACUAGCAGCGAUCACCCGUGGAACCAGCUGCAGCCGGGCCGGUUACUCGACAACCAUGAAGGUGCCCUGCGCUGUCGCGCUGCUUGUCGCGCUGGCCGUCUGCAGGGAGUCCGCCGCGGCCCCCGCCGUCAUCACCACGGACGCCGACGGUACGCUCAACUGCGACGGCAUGAGGUGUCCUCCCGGAGACGGCCUGCUGUGCCUGGUCAGCACCAAGAUGGCCAAUGGCAUGGCCACGGUGCAGCGCCAGUGCGUCAACGGGGCCGGCGUCGUGGUCGCGGAGAACGUCAGCACGGCGCCGAGCCCCGGGAUCGCCUUCGGCCAGCAGACCGCCAGGGCGCUGUACAAGAAGAACUAGUGACGCCGCCUCCGCCGCUCGCACCCGCCUCCCGCACGCCCCACUUACCACACGCCCACCAUUAGACUAAGUUCAAGUUGAAAUAAAACUACCUUUGAAAUAA